GCAACGAUGGAAGAACAUAAGAGGCAAUGGCAUUGAUAGAGGAGAUGUACCACAAUGGCCUAAACCCAGAUGUUGUCACAUAUAGCACACUCUUUGAUGGCCUCUGCAAGGGUGGGAGAAUCAAGGAGGCAAAGUCUUUCUUGGAGGAGAUGUAUCACAAUAGCUUGAAACCAGAUGUUGUCACAUAUAGCACUCUUAUGAAUGCACUAUGCAAAAGGAAUAAAGUGGAAGAAGCCUUGGCGUUGCACAAAGAAAUGGGUAGUAGAGGACGUAAACGCGAUGUUGUCACAUACAACAUGCUCCUUGAUGGCCUUUGCAAGGGUGAGAGACCAGAGGAGGCAAUGUCUUUGUUAGAGGACAUGUAUCACAAUGGCUUGAACCCAGAUGUUGUCACUUAUAGCACUCUUAUGAAUGCACUUUUCAAAAGAAAUAAGGUGGAAGAAGCCUUGGCUUUGCACAAAGAAAUGGCGAGGAUAGGAUGUCAAGCAAAUGUUGUCACAUGUAACACACUCCUUUCUUUGCAAAAGUGGAAGAACAGAGGAGGCAAUGUCUUUGUUGGAGGACAUGUAUAACAAUGGUUUGAAUCCAGAUGUGGUUAUGUAUAACACUCUUAUAAAUAUGCUAUGUCAAAGAAAUAAGGUGGAAGAAGCAUUGACUUUUUAUAGAGAAAUGGGGCAAAGUUCAUGUCAACCAAACGAUUUACCGUAUAAUGCAGCCAUCGAUGGUUUUUUCAAGGGUGUGAGAACAA
This is a messenger RNA of Amborella trichopoda, 748 nucleotides long. The record is from RefSeq and is a predicted model, not a curated record. Lineage: Eukaryota; Viridiplantae; Streptophyta; Magnoliopsida; Amborellales; Amborellaceae.